Papaver somniferum (opium poppy) is the source of this 1458-nucleotide messenger RNA. RefSeq names its product calcium uniporter protein 6, mitochondrial-like. Gene Ontology annotation, biological process: calcium import into the mitochondrion; mitochondrial calcium ion homeostasis. The transcript is spliced from 2 exons. Gene Ontology annotation, cellular component: mitochondrial inner membrane; uniplex complex. Bases 160 to 1092 code for a protein of 310 amino acids. Lineage: Eukaryota; Viridiplantae; Streptophyta; Magnoliopsida; Ranunculales; Papaveraceae. The record is from RefSeq and is a predicted model, not a curated record. Gene Ontology annotation, molecular function: uniporter activity; calcium channel activity.
UCUGUCACAUUCUUAGUUAUGAUGAUUGUCAUUUUUCAAGAUCAAAGUAUGCCCAUUGAACUUUGGGAUGCAUCUGCCACUGCUAGAAUAAAAAAGUAAAGUAAUAGGAGGAGGUUAACUUAUUUUUAUGUAGUAGACAAGUAGCAAUAGAAGGAAAAAAUGUGGAGAUCAUCGGGUUUAAUUUUGUUAAAAAGGAGUUUAUCAUUAACUGUGAGGUAUGAGAAGAAGGAAUCAAUAUAUAAAGGGUUUAAGUUGCUAGAGAAUGUGAGUUCUUUUGCUCGUCCAGUUUCACCAGCGAGAUUUUUCUCAUCGGAAACAGCAACAACUGGGUUUUCCGGUCAAGAUAAAAACAGCUCUACAGGAGUUUCAGGAGUUGGAAAUGAAUCUGAAGAAGAAAAGGGUGGGAAAAAUGCAAAAGAUGAAAUAUCAUUUACAGAAGCAAUGAAAUUAUUGAGAUCAAUUAAUGUUGAAUCAUUGAAAAGGAUACUGGGUAUAGAAGAAGAAGAAGAAGUUAUUGAGUAUAUUGAUUUACUCAAGGCUUGUACAAGUAUAGGUAUUGCUAGAUCAUAUGAUGAAGCUGCUGCUUUGGUUCGGGUUCUUGAUGAAGCUGGUAUCAUUCUUCUUUUUAGAGAUAAAGUCCAUCUUCAUCCUGUUAAGGUUGUAGAUUUGGUGGGACGGGCAGUUCCACUUGCUUUGUCACCUGAAGAUGAUCCAAGGAGGGAUGAACUAAAGAAGCUGCAGAAAGAGAAGGAAGAUAUUGAUGUUUUAGCUCACAAACACGUACGGCGUAUACUGUGGUCAGGGCUAGGUUUCUCUAUGAUGCAAAUUGGCUUCUUUUUCCGACUCACAUAUUGGGAAUUCUCAUGGGAUGUAAUGGGACCUAUCGCAUUCUUCAGUACUGCAACUGGCUUAGUUGUGGGUUACGCUUACUUCUUAUGCACAUCGACAGAUCCAUCAUACCCGGAUUUGAGGAUGAGGCUUUUCUUAUCUAAGCAAAGGAAAUUAUACAAGAGCCGGAAUUUCAACGUAGAUCGAUUUGUGGAAUUGCAGAACCACUUCCCAAGUUCGAAAAAAGAUGCAACUAGAAAAUGAUGGAAAACGUUUCACAUGGAACAACCUCAUAGUCUUUACCUAAUAGUCGAUUUCUCUAAUCUUCCCUGGUAAGAUUGAAAGACGGCAGUUUCGGAGUCUAACCAUGGGUUUCAGUUGAGUAACCCUUUGGGCAGACAACGUUAACGGAUCUGUAGUAGAAAUGUGUUGUUUUAGCUUGGUUCAUAGUAAAUUGGCUCUCCAUUGUGAUGAUCCCGAUUUGUCCAAGUGCCAAACAUUUUGUCCAUUCGUUUGACCAUGGUUUAUUCCCGAUCUCCUGCUCUGAUUCCAUUAUCCAGCAGUUAAUGUCGGUGUGGUAUGUACAAAAUAUUUUUGGUCUAUUUGCUUAAAGGUGUUAAAUUUAUGCUA